Messenger RNA from Sycon ciliatum, 4545 nucleotides. RefSeq names its product lysosomal alpha-mannosidase-like. The record is from RefSeq and is a predicted model, not a curated record. Bases 376 to 3582 code for a protein of 1068 amino acids. Lineage: Eukaryota; Metazoa; Porifera; Calcarea; Leucosolenida; Sycettidae. The transcript has 2 exons. Gene Ontology annotation, molecular function: carbohydrate binding; alpha-mannosidase activity. Gene Ontology annotation, biological process: mannose metabolic process. Gene Ontology annotation, cellular component: lysosome.
GCCGCAUAUAGGCGGCAUAAUUAAAAAUUAGGUAAUAAUUAUGUAAACCGAUUCGAACUCUGUCGGGCGUUCCCGAAGCAGGCAAUUAUUAUUUGAUUCAGAGCAGCCUCCCGCUAGGAACGACACAGACAUGUCACGACGUGGAUAAACCUACUACACUGAGUCUGCAUUACUAAUACUAGUGUCAGUAACUUUGAGUAAGCAAUCGGUUAUCAAGAGAAGUCAGAAAUACAGACCCAUUGAUUUCCUAUUGGCCCACGCAAAUAAUUAUUCAGAACGCUGCACGCGACAGGCGCUAGUCCUACAAUCCGUGGACCUACGGUUUGUUUGGCGGAGAGAAGAUAAGCUUGAACCUACAGACUACAGCCUACAGGGAUGGGUACCCUGCUACCGCACGGGGUGGGCCUUGUUUCGGUGCUGUUGUUGCUGCUCACUGCCACUGGUAUCGGCAUUGCAGGUGCGGCACCAUCCUUGUCCACUCACCGUUCUCAGAACAAUGACGCGCAGUCACCCCAGAACACCGCCACGUUGGCUGAUGAUGACCUUCUCCAAGUGCACAUCAUAGCGCAUACACACGAUGAUGUUGGCUGGAAAAAGACGGUGGAUGAGUAUUAUUACGGAACGAAUACCACCAUUGCCAACGGUGCUGUGCAGUACAUUCUGGACAGUGUCAUUGCGUCUUUGAUCGCUGAUCCAAACAAGAAGUUUAGCUACGUGGAGAUGGCCUUCUUCUUCCGCUGGUGGCGUGAACAGAGCGAUACCAUGAAGGAUCAAGUGCGUAAUCUGGUCAAGGACGGUCGUCUGGAGUUUGUGGGCGGUGGUUGGUGUAUGAAUGAUGAGGCUGGUACACACUAUAAUGCCAUCAUCGACCAGAUAACCUUUGGACAUGCGUUCAUAAGCACUCAGUUUGGUGCAGAGUAUCGCCCUCGCAUGGCUUGGCAAGUGGAUCCGUUUGGUCAUUCGUCAGUCCAAGCUACUAUCUUUGCACAGAUGGGGUACGACGGGCUAUACUUUGCGCGCGCUGACUACGAAGAUAAAGGUCUGCGUAUCAACCAGUCGCGCCUGGAAAUGGUGUGGCGCGGCAGUCCGGACAACCUGGGACAAGAGUCUGAUCUCUUUACAGGUAUGUUCUAUGGCGGAUAUGGUCCCCCAGCAGAGUUUCAGUUCGAUAGCCGAUUUGCAGAUCCAAUGGUCGUCAAGGAUGAUCCACUACUUGAAGACUCCAAUGUCAAGAAGUUGGUCGAUGACUUCGUCAAAACGGUCAUCAUGAACGCAAAGGCAUACCGCACAAAGCACCUGAUUUUCCCAAUGGGAAGUGACUUUGCAUACUCGGCGGCGCUCGCCUACUUCAAGAACGUCGACAAGCUGAUCAAGCACGUGUUGGCUGACGGGCGCGUGAACGUAUUCUACUCAACGCCAGCCCGCUACCUGGAUGCGGUCAAUGCUCAAGGCCUGACGUGGGAGCUGAAAACUGAUGACUUCUUCCCUUACGCUGACCGACCCCACGCCUACUGGACCGGGUACUUUACUUCCCGACCAGCCCUGAAGCGAUAUGUUCGUGUACAGAACAGCCUUCUGCAGUCGUGUAAGCAAAUUGAGUCGGUGCAUGGAGUUCUGGCUCCCGGCGCUGACUCGUUUGCCUUGAAAGAAGCCAUGGGUGUUGCGCAGCACCACGACGCUGUGUCUGGAACUGAGCAACAGCAUGUUGCUAAUGACUAUGCCAAACGCCUCUACAUGGGUGGUGUUCAGUGUCAGACAGUAGUGGCUGAAUAUGCAGCUACUGAAGUACUACCCAGACUUGCCACAGCUUCCCCGCCAAGCACAGACAGCAACGUAUCGCCGAAUGGCGGACACAUUCUGUUCUGCGAUCUUCUCAAUAUCAGUGUGUGCAGCCUGAACUCCCAAGAUCCCUUCACUGUUAUCCUUUACAAUCCACUUGGUCAUGAGCGUGUCAGUAAGAUCCGAAUUCCGGUCAUGAGUUCUGCAUACUCAAUCAAUGCCAAGGCAGUGCUGGGACACCUAGUCCAGCCAGUGCAGCAAGCAGCGGUGCAUGCUCGUGGCAAGCAGGGGAAUCUAACUAACGAGCUGGUGAUGAUUGUGAACCUUGCACCUAUAUCAUUUGUGACCAUUCCCGUACACCCAGGUGCUGAUGGGCAGAGAACGCCAGCGAAAGAGCAAGACUGGAAGAGUCUUGGUGACAGCGGUAACAGCAAGAGCAGCAAAGCCCAUGAGAAGCUCACUACUACUGCCCAAUAUUAUGUUAUCUCCAAUGAAUUCUAUUCGGCUAACUUCUCAAUGGACACAGGCUUGUUGGUAUCGGUGACAGAGAAAACAUCGGGCAGAAUAACAGCCCUGCAGCAGGGAUUCUUCUGGUACGAGUCCUACAACAAAACUGACAAACAUGAUCAGGCAUCCGGCGCAUACAUCUUCAGAUCAAAUGGGGAUGAGGCGUACCCUGUAUCGCAAACGGGAACCUGCGCUACAGAGUUCCAUGAGGAAGAAGGCGUGCAGUCGGAGGCUCGUCAGAAAUGCGGCGACUUUGUCUACCAAACAGUGGGUUUGUACAAAGGCAUGCCUCACAUUGAGUUCACGUUCACUGUUGGUCCCAUACCCGUCGGCGACCACAAGGGCAAAGAAGUCGUGAGCCGAUUCACCAGCGGCCUGAACACUGGCGAUGAUUCUACAUUUUAUACUGACGCAAAUGGUCGAGAGCUUCAGGAGCGCAUCUACAACCACCGCAACACUUGGAAGCCGAACAUGACGGUGUUUGAAAAGGUCGCUGGAAACUUCUAUCCGGUGAACAGUCGCAUUCUGCUCCGAGACGAAGCUGCUGACACUCAGCUAACAGUUCUGACGGACAGCUCACAAGCCGGCGCUAGUCUUGCCAGUGGGCAGGUUGAACUCAUGGUACAUCGACGUCUCCUGGUUGAUGAUCACCGCGGCGUAAAUGAACCUCUCAACGAGACUGGCGUGGAUGGCAAAGGACUCAUCGUUCAAGGUACGCACUAUUUGCAGCUUGCGCCGAUAAAGUCCGCAGCAGCCCUCCAUCGCCAGCUGGCACAGGAGAUCAUGCUGCAACCCCAAAUAAUGUUUUCUGAGGGUGCACAAGCAAAGUCUGCGGUCACACCGAUGGGUAGCAGUAACUCCUCUGCAACCAGUCUGCCAAAGAAUGUUCACCUGCUCACGCUACAGCGCUUAGAUUUUGAUCCCGAGGACGGCAAGAGCACCCAGCGUCUGGUGAGAUUUGAACACUACUUUGAGGUUGGCGAAGAUGAGGAGCUGUCUAAACCAGCUAGUGUGAAUGUACGCGAAUACUUGAAAGCUGCAUUUGGACUUAACGUCUCAGCUAUGACAGAAAUGACACUCAGUGCCAAUCAGCAAAAGUCGCAGGAGCAUCGUCUUGUGUGGAAAGUCGCUGAGCCAGGAAUUGACGGUGCACAGCCCUCAUACGAAAUGGAAGGGCUGCAGAAACGGGCUGAGGCAAGAACCAUGACUAAGCGCAAUCUGCAGCAGGCGUAUGACAGCUUCAGCAUCACCCUCAAUCCUAUGGAGAUCCGUACAUUUGUUCUUACAUUGCAAUGACAAUGGUCAUGCGGUCACUAACAGGUGAUGACGCUUAUACCUAACCUGAUUGUACCUAACCUGAUCAGGCAAUACACAGUCAUUGCACAACCAGAUAGUAUACGCUACAUGAACAGCAGCAGCAGCAGCAGCAGCAGCAGCAGUCACGUUUACAGUGACAAUGUAGCUCGAACAUUGCAAUCUGAAGUAAUUGUACGACUCGUAAUAGUAAUACUUUUAGGUAGGCUUCUACUGUGCACUCUCACAAGAUGGAUGCAUGCAUGACAUGGCUAUUUCCAUUGCAUGAUGCUGUUUUCUGGCAUUCUUCUGUGUGUGUGUGUGUGUGUGUGUGUGUGUGUGUGUGUGUGUGUGUGUGUGUGUGUGUGUGUGUGUGUGUGUGUGUGUGUGUCACACCGGUGCGUGUGUGCAUGCAAUGUAUGUGUGCUUGCGUGCAUGCAAUGUGCGUGCGUGCAUGCAAUGUAUGUGUGCUUGCGUGCAUGCAAUGUAUUUGUGCGUGCGUGCAUGCAAUGUAUGUGUGCGUGUGUGCAUGCAAUGUAUGUGUGCUUGCGUGCAUGCAAUGUAUGUGUGCGUGCGUGCAUGCAAUGUAUGUGUGCGUGUGUGCAUGCAAUGUAUGCGUGCGUGUGUGCAUGCAAUGUAUGUGUGCGUGUGUGCAUGCAAUGUAUGUGUGCUUGCGUGCAUGCAAUGUAUGUGUGCGUGCGUGCAUGCAAUGUAUGUGUGCGUGUGUGCAUGCAAUGUAUGCGUGCGUGUGUGCAUGCAAUGUAUGUGUGCGUGUGUGCAUGCAAUGCAUGCGUGCGUGCAUGCAAUGUAUGCGUACGUGCAUGCAAUGUAUUUGUGCGUGCGUGCAUGCAAUGUAUGCGUGCGUGCGUGUGUGCAUGCAUACUCAUAUCCAACACUACAAUAAGACCUCGCUUCUCUGGGUCCUCUUUUAUCCGGAAGAAAAUCGUUGGUUACCGAUUUACAGCA